GCUUCCUUCCAUGAAAUCCCAACGGGAGGAAUCCGCAGCCCCGGUUCUCUUCACCAAAUCAUUUCUCAGCCGCGCCUUGACACGACGUGGUGCAAGUGGUUACGACGAGGUGACUGCGCCCAAAGGUCCUUUGGGACUUACAACGCUCCAUGAUCCCGGGCCAGAACAUGCCGCAGUCGCCGAUAUUGUGUUUGUGCAUGGGCUCAAUGGCGGAAGCCACAGCACCUGGAGCAAAGGAAGCAAGUCGUCACAUUUCUGGCCAGGGACAUGGCUUCCGUUGGACAAUGCUUUUCACGAUGUCAGAAUACAUACCUUCGGGUAUCCAUCUGCCAUCGGCACCUCCUCUAUCCUCAACGUCCAUGACUUCGCGAGAUCCUUGCUUGGUGCAGUCAAAGACGCUCCAUCGAUGAACCGAGGAGCACCACCUCGCUUGAUAUUUGUUGCCCACAGUAUGGGUGGGCUCGUCGUUAAGAAGGCUUACAUCAUUGGACACCACGAACCUGAGUUCCAGCCCAUCGUCGACCGCGUUGCAUCCAUCGUAUUCUUAGGGACACCUCAUCAGGGCGCUGCCAUUGCACAAACAGCCGCUCGCCUAGCAGCACUUAUGGGUGGCCGGCCGUUCAUCGACGACCUGUUGCCGCAAUCACCAAUGCUACAGUCUAUCAACGAAGAGUUUCCCCGACUUGCGCACAAGAUUCAGCUCAUGUCCUUCUACGAGACCAGGCCAAUGAAUAUUGGACCGGUAAAAGCCAUGAUUGUCGAGAAGACAAGCGCCGUCAUGAAUCUGCCAAACGAGCGAAGAACUUUGCUCGAUGCAAAUCAUCGCCACGUCGCCAUGUUCAACUCGCCGAGUGAUCCGGCUUUCAUCACCGUUCGAAACGCCUUGGCCACUAUCGUCUCAUCACAUCGUGACACAGCGCUAAUUCGCAGGCGCAACGUGGCGCAACAAGACCUAGCAACUUUGGAGAGAUAUCUAGGCAUUGCGAAUGCAUCAGAGGACGACAUUAUGGCGCAAGAUGCCCUUAGAACCCCUGGAUCCUGCGAAUGGCUUACGGGGAAAGACUGGUAUCAAUCCUGGAAGCAGUCUUUAGACUCUUCUCUACUAUGGCUGCGCGGUCGUCCGGGCCAGGGGAAGAGCGUUUUGGCUGGCCACAUUGUUAAUGAUAUGCGGACUACAAAGAAAGACUGCUGCUUCUACUUCUUCCAAAAAUCCGACAGGACUAAGUCCAACACCAGCGUGUUCCUUCGGUCCAUGGCCUUGCAGAUGGCUAUGCUGCAUCCUGAAAUACUUUCAAGACUCCAGGAGCUCUCUUCAUGGGAAAAUAACUCUCCGAUCAACCAAUUUGAUUCCAUUGCGACCUGGGGAAAAGUAUACUUCUCUGCCAUCCUCAAGAUCAGGCUACAUCGACCACAGUUCUGGAUUAUCGAUUCUUUGGAUGAAUGCGAGAACAGUAGGGAGGUGAUGGGCUUCCUGACGCGCAUGCAGGAGCAAUGGCCUUUAUCCGUGCUCAUAACAUCACGAGAUCUCGUGGAGGCACAUAUGAGCAGGAUGGGCUCUCGGAUCGAGGUCAUCAGGCAGACAAUAUCGGUCAAGGACAGCAUGGGGGACAUAAGUCUUUUGCUCGAGUCAAACCUCAGCCUCUUACCUUGCCCGUCUUCAGAAAAGUGGCCGACUGGCACAGAAAUAGCGUCUCAGAUCGCCCAAAACUCUGGGGGCUCCUUUCUAUGGGCUUCAUUAAUCUGCUCAGAGCUGCGCGACGUCACGAGUGAGAGGGAAAUGGAAGCAGUAUUAGAGAGUGUUCCAUCCAAUAUGGAUGCUCUAUACUCCAAGCUUCUAAAUGACAUGGCGAAAUUACGAUUCGGCAAAGAUCUCGCAAAAGCCAUCAUUACGUGGACAACCUAUGCCUUCCGGCCUAUGUCAACCUUCGAGCUUCAGGCACCUAUUGAGUUGGAUCUUGACGACAGAAUCGACGUUUUCGAGCGAGCCAUUGCGAAAUGCUGUGGCAAUGUCAUCCAUGUGGACGCUCAUAAUAAAGUCCAGCUCAUCCACUCGACGGCAAGGGAGUUCCUCACGGACGGACGCCUUAACUCGGAGUUCAUUGUGUCAAAGGUAGAAGGCCAUCGCCGUCUGGCUAAAGUUUGUCUCGAAUUUUUCAUCACUGGCAGCACACCCAUACUAGGCAGGUUCAAGCCGGGCUCGAGUUCACCGCCAAUGGCGUUUCAGGAACACCCUUUCACCGCUUACGCCUCUAUCUAUGUCUUCCAACACGUGAACAUGUUGCCUACAGCUGACGAGGACAUUCUGAGGCUUUUAUCACAAUUUUUCACGGACGGAACUGUUCUACGAUGGGUCGAGGUCAAUGCUACUCGUGGCAACCUUCAUGCAGUCUUUCAGGCUGGGAAAACUAUCGGCGCGCUUGUCGACCAGACAACACAUUCAACACCAAUAGCACUGGCUGAGGACAAGGAAAGGUUAAAAAUUUUAAAGAGAUGGGGCAAUGACCUGAUCCACAUAGUGACCAAGUUCGCCGGCCAGCUUCAGUCGUCUCCCAAGUCCAUCCAUCGUCUUAUACCGCCCUUCUGUCCACCAGACUCGGCUAUCCGCCAGCAAUUCUCUCAUCCAUACCGGGGACUGAAGAUUUUGGGUCUAUCUACUCGAGGUUGGGAUGAUUGCCUUACCACAAUAUCAUAUCCACAAGGGAUGAGGCCGAACGCAAUCGCAGUCGGCCUGGGGUUUUUUGCUGUGGGCAUGAUGAAUGUUCAUGGAGAUUUGAAGGUAUAUGGCGACUCUAUUUUUGAUGAGAUGUACAGUCUAUCUCAUGGAGAGCCAGUGUGGUGCCUGGCUUUUGCGGGCAGCGGUCAAUACUUAGCUUCGGCCGGAGGAAAUUCCCUGAAAAUAUGGACAACGGCAGACGGGCAGCAAAUUACCAACCUCGAAAUAUCCUCGCUCUGUUUGGCUAUGCAGUUUUCAGAAGAGGAUACAAUUCUACGAGUGGCUACGAGAAAGAAUCAGUUGAUUGAGUUCGACAUGUUCGGGCAGACGCUUCUUCAUGGGGAGCCAGCCACUUGGACAACGGAUCUCGAAGAAAGAAUGCAGUCUCGUUCGCCAACGACAAUAGCUCUUGGCUCGGCUACAAGCCUUUUGUCCGUCAUAUACCAAGGAGAAAACAUCGUACUUUGGGACUACCUUGAAAAUCGUAUUCACGAUAUAUAUGAGAAGGAGACAGGGUCGAUCGCUGCCUACGGCUCCCAUAAUUUGGCUGAAGGUGUAACUACGGUUGCGAGCAUCAGUUUCAGCCACGCCAUUGGAACAAGUCUACUGGCGGCAGCAUAUACUGAUGGGGAUCUCGUUGUCUACGACACUACCAGUGGUGAGGCAAUUGCGGCGGUCGAGGGUGCUAAUAUCAAUCUCAUCGCCUCGGCUCCCAACGGCCGCACACUUGCUGGCGUUGACUCUCACGGCAACCUCACCCUAUUUGAUUUUGAGACCUUGCGACCGCUGUCCCGAAUAAGACUGGAUGCACCAAUCGCUCCAAAAGCCUUAGCUUUAACCUUCGACAAUUCUCGACUCAUCGAGAUCCGCGGGCAGCAAUGUCGGGUUUGGCAGCCGACCGUACUCCCGCGAGCCGAUUACAAAGACGAAAAGCGCAGUGAUACUAUCAUUGCCUCAGCAAUGUCUCAGGAGCUGGAACACCACACGAGGAAAGACGUCGAGAUCACAGCAAUCACGUGCUGCAAAAUGUCUGGCGCUGUCUUUUACGCUACGAUUGAGGGCUGCGUCUAUGCUUGCGACAUCCCGGCGAACGGCGAGCCGCUGUUUCAACAGAUCUUUGUUCAGAACCGCGACUGCCCGAUAAGCAUACUUCAUUUUGAUCAAGAAGCAUCCGUGUUGACAUGUUGCGACCGAUCAAGUUUGGUCACCUCACGAAAGGUACUGCGGCGCAAUGUGUCAAGACAACAGAUCUCUUGGGAUGCCGGUUGCCCAUUUAUGGAGAUCAAAGCGGCUGAGCAUGGCAGAGAUACUCUCCGAGGGGUCAUCCUUUCGGGCAAGCAUUCAAGACUUCUUUUGUCCUACGAGAACCUCGACACAUUGAGCGCCUUUUCCAAUGAGGUCGUUACUUCGAGACCACGGCUUGAAGCGGACCGGGAGAGCCAGUGGUUGAGCCACCCAAGCCAGGCGGAGUGUAUUCUUCGCAUUUCCAAGUCCCACUUCGAGGUUUAUUCUUGGUCGGACCUGCGACUCCUGAGCACAGUCUCCAUGGCAGCCGAGGUCAGCUUCGACCGUCUAGUCUCACUGCAUCACACGCCUUAUAUCGCUACGGUGUCUAUGGCACCCCAAUCUCAUGGUCCAGCUGGACCACACAGCCACGGACCAUUCUCGGCGGUCCAGAUUUGGGACAGCAGAGACCUGGACCCAGUAUCCAGCAGCCCAAUGCCAGUCCAUCAACUCGACGGAGAUGUAGCCGAGCAGAUCGAGCUGGUCAUCGGGGGAUUUGGGGCCCGAAUGAUUGUGUACACGACAGACCAUUGGAUCGCCUCCGUCGACUUGCAUGCACCAGAGAACGGCGCGCCGUUGGGAGAGUCUCUGGUGCGCCACUUCUUCAUGCCCAACGACUGGGUAGCUGUAGGCCACAGGCAGCUUCUCUUCGGCAUCGGUAGGUCUGGAGAGAUCGUGUUUGCCAAGCAGUCGGAACUGGCUGUGAUUAGGCGCGGACUGGAGAUCACGGACAGUGGUGGAAGUUUCAAUCCGCGGCGCGGACGAGUAGGCAUAGGCUACAGGAGCUAGAAACAAAACCAAAUGCUUUAGGAAGAUCUCGUCAAUACAUACUUGGAAUAUU
Molecule: messenger RNA, 4838 nt
Organism: Cryphonectria parasitica EP155
Lineage: Eukaryota; Fungi; Ascomycota; Sordariomycetes; Diaporthales; Cryphonectriaceae
Exons: 3
Coding region: 11-4786 (1591 amino acids)
Molecular function (GO): protein binding
Source: RefSeq, a predicted model, not a curated record